Manis javanica (Malayan pangolin) is the source of this 600-nucleotide messenger RNA. The record is from RefSeq and is a predicted model, not a curated record. Lineage: Eukaryota; Metazoa; Chordata; Mammalia; Pholidota; Manidae.
CGCGCGUCGGGUCUGCACCGCACGAAGAAAUGGGGUCCACAUCUCACAGGCACGGGGGGCGUGAGGGGCAGCGGCCGGCGGCCUCGCGUUCCCCAGCGGCGCCCGCGCCCACCCCGACUUCUCCCGCCGGCCUGCGCCCCGCCUCCUGCGGCCGAAACCCGAACCCGCGAGGCCGCUGGCGUCGGCGCUCACACCUCCCGCCCCCGUCGGCGCGGCGCCCGGCUGUGCGCAUGCGCGCGCCUGGGUUCCCGGAUGGGCCUCCGGAGACGGCGGAGCGCCGGGUGGGCGGCGCCGCCCGAACCCUUGGCCGAGCGCCCAUCGUGUGCUCUCUAGCUGGACAGCUCCCUGAGACUGAGCACCGUCUGUCUCGCUCCCAGAUUCCGCAGGGGACCAACGUGCUGGCAUCUGGGAUGCUCCGCGAAUGCUUGUUGAAUGCGUGAAUGAACCGCAGGAUGUUUGCCAAGACACUCCUGAUGGCUGGAAGCACGUGAGAUUCUGGAUGCAAUUUCUUAACUUCAUAUUUUUCUGUACAUUCCAAGUCUUUUCUUUCAGUGUGCAAGGAUUACAUUAGAAUUAGAAAACAAUAAAGACAUGCACCCC